UUUCCGUCGAUAGUGCAACAACAGUGUGAUACGGAUUCUGUUUUCAACAGGACGUGAGCGACCUUACAGUUCAUUUUUACCGGACUCGGCAUUCUCGGCGUCAUCGUACCAUGGAAGUUGCUCCAUUCUCGGGGGCUCCAUGUCAAAGAGCGGUGCCUGGUGUGCGGCGACCAACGUCGUCAAUGAAUGGUUCCAAAUAGAUCUGCAAAGGAAGAUGAUUAUAACCAGGGUGGCCACGCAGGCUCGAGGCGGUGGGUCGCAGUAUGUGACCAAGUACGAGUUGCAGAUCUCCGUGGACGGGGUCGGUUUCGAAUGUUAUUCUGUGACAAAUGGGACAUGCAAGGUAUUCAACGGGAACUGGGGGAAUACAGUUCGUAGCAAUUACUUGAAACCCUCAGCGGUCGGCCGCUACGUUCGCUUCAGUGUGCAGGCUUGGGGAGGCCAUAUCAGUGGUAAAUUUGAGGUCUACGGAUACGACGCAG
Molecule: messenger RNA, 482 nt
Organism: Lingula anatina
Lineage: Eukaryota; Metazoa; Brachiopoda; Lingulata; Lingulida; Lingulidae
Product: contactin-associated protein like 5-1-like
Molecular function (GO): carbohydrate binding
Source: RefSeq, a predicted model, not a curated record